CCUUAGCCAUUUUCUAAGCAAAAGGUGCUUCAUGCGUGUUUUUUCCUCACUAUAACAAAAAGUGCGUGCAAGUGUAGCAGGACAAAAGGGAAGAUGUCGUUGCCGAUCGCUCCUAAACUGACGCAAAUUCCAUCCGGCAAAACGGCCUCUAAGCUGCUAAAAAAGAAGGCCAACGAAUUCCUGGCCUGUACUCGUGCGACCACAGCGCUUGAGGAGAUUCUAGAGUACUAUAAGGAAUGUCUUGCGCGCAAGGCACCCAUAACGCCAUGCCUGCUGACACUGGAGUACUUAUUUACGCAACUGUUCCUUAGGGCCGACAUUCGUCCGGCCGAUCUAAACGCACAGCCUACGUACGUGCCUUCAGCGAAAGAUCCGCAAGCGAACCACAGACAAUGGUUGCUGGCACAGUAUCAGGAAACGUGCGGCCUAGUGGUGGACGGUAUGCAACACGAGAAGGAAAGCGAAGCGUGCCAAGCACUAGCGACGGCGAUGAAGCUGCUGGCCGUCCAGUGUGCCCAGCAGCCGGAAGUCGAUCGGUUCCCGGCGGCGGGCCUGAAACAAAUUCUUACCGCCAUGCUUUCAUCGCAGUGCCUCAAUAAGCAUCUAUUCAAUCGCUUCCUAGAAUACUCGUCACACUUGGACGUGAUUUUCUACUGCUGGAAAACGGUUCCAUCGUUAAUCACUCGAAGCGGCCCGCCGCCGACCGAUGUGUUCAAGCAUAACUUUCUGCUACUGCUCGAUGCGAUCAUGUUCGGAAAGGAGAAGCUAAAGGAAACGGACAGCGUGUUCUGUGUGUCGCUGGGCAACAGCGUGUUCGAUUACGCCGCAAUCCGGAAGCAGAUUAACCGCACCUGGGGCUUCGUAAUGAACUGGGAGCACAGUGAAGCGGUGCACGAGCAGCUGCUGAUACUGCUGCUCGAAAAAGUGUUCGUGCACCUGGACAAACCGGUCCUGCUGACGGACUUUUUGAUGGAUUCGCUCGACGUCGGUGGCACGGUCAGUGUGCUCGCGCUGCAGGGCGUGUUUGUGCUGAUCCAGCAGCACAACCUCACCUACCCAAACAUCUACGAAAAGCUGUACUCCAUGUUCGAGCCGGAGAUUUUCCACACAAAGUUUAAAGCCCGCCUGUUCUACCUGGCCGACAUCUUUCUCAGCUCUAGUCAUCUGCCGGAAGGAUUGGUGGCGGCGUUUGUGAAACGGUUGGCACGCCUUGCGCUGAUCGCACCACCGCAGGACAUUGUGAUUAUAUUGCGCUUCGUGGGCAACUUGAUUCUGCGCCAUCCGGCCCUGAAGCGACUCAUCUUCCAUCCGACCGGUGGCGAAGCGUCCAGCGAUCCGUACGUGAUGGAGGAACGGGACCCGAUGAAAUCGAAAGCGCUCGAAAGCUCGCUGUGGGAGCUGGCGGCACUGCAAAACCAUGUACUGCCGUCGGUCGCAUCGGCCGCACGGUUCAUCUCGAAUCCACUGCCAAGCGUCGAAUGGGACCUUUCGGAGGUGUUGGAGAUUAAUGAGAAUGAUAUUUUCCACAAAGAAAUAGUGUCAAAAACGAAAGAGUUUUUCGUAAACAUUGAUCGCCCAACCGGCAUGUUUGGAUAUUGCGGAGGCCAGAUGGCGUCGCAGUAUUGGAAGCUGUUUUAAAAACGCAAACGAAGCGUCCGUCUCACCAAAUCUCUUUUUUUUUUUGCUCUCGCUGGACACAAGAUGAGCUUACAGUAUAGCCCUGUGCCGAAGGCGAAAGGUACCGAGGGGGGUUUAGUGUGCAGUGUUUAGUCAUGUAGCUAGUUCUAUCGCAAAGGAAUCAGCCAGACUAUCGUGCGUGAUGUGAUUGGGCCCAGCAGAGAUGGUAUCGUCGUAUUUAUUUGAUUUUUAGCAGGAAACAACAGCAACGCAACCCUUCGUGACAGUGUAACACCCGGAUAUAGAGUAAUCAAAUGAUGCAGAUGAAAGCAUCCUUCAUGGUAUCGUUUGGCCUAUUGGCUUUAUGCAGCAUAUUGAAACGAAAGUGCACACAGUUAAGCCCAACACCACCCCACCAUACACUAGCUACACACAAAACGUUCCUAAUAAUCUCGGAAACAGCCUUGUUUCCUUUUUACUUUUACAAAGCACCCCCAGAAGCAUUUAAUAUUUUGCGUUUUUUUUUAAACAAAUUAAUUGUUAUCGUGUUCUUUUUUGUUUUUGUCAAGUCGAUCGCGUCUAACGUUGGUCUGCUGCUCCCACUUAGGUUACUAAUUUUUCUUAACCACUUAGCAGCACCACAAAAGCACACACACACACACAGACAGAGAAGCAGACAAUGGGUUGAUAGUAAUAAGAUGAAUGUGCGUGAGAAACACUUCAAGAGGAAAAGCAAAAGUACGGAAGGAAGAGGCAUAAUUUCAAUGGAAAGGGGAGGGGGAGAAUAAGUUUUGUGCCGUUGAUGGAAUCGGCCCACCACAAUUGAGAUGUACGGGAGGUUUGAGUGUGUGUGAAUGUGUGGCAGGACAAGUAAUUAACAACCAUCAGUAUGUGAUUAAAGUACGAGAAAAUCCAGCUUCUCUUCCGUCGUCGGUCCGAGGUUCCCUCUAUUUGGGAAUAAUAAUUGAAGGGCAGACAGCAUGCGGCUUCUCGCAAGAAAAACGGACAUUGAAACAAUAAACUACAAGAAUACAUUCUUUAGGAUAAUAA
Messenger RNA from Anopheles stephensi (Asian malaria mosquito), 2667 nucleotides. Its product is annotated as nucleolar complex protein 4 homolog A. Gene Ontology annotation, cellular component: Noc4p-Nop14p complex; small-subunit processome; nucleolus. The transcript has 4 exons. Gene Ontology annotation, biological process: ribosome biogenesis. NCBI's taxonomy places the organism in Eukaryota, Metazoa, Arthropoda, Insecta, Diptera, Culicidae. The record is from RefSeq and is a predicted model, not a curated record. Bases 94 to 1638 code for a protein of 514 amino acids.